Messenger RNA from Cyclocybe aegerita, 495 nucleotides. The record is from the annotation of a GenBank genome assembly. NCBI's taxonomy places the organism in Eukaryota, Fungi, Basidiomycota, Agaricomycetes, Agaricales, Hemipholiotaceae.
AUGGCACCCGGCACCGUGCACGGUAGCAGCGGAGAGUGGAGUGGAGCAGUACGAGCUUGGAUUGAGGGCUGGGGCUGGGCGGAGAUGGGUGGGAGGUUGGACUUGGACUUGGUAGAGGGCGUCCGAGUGGUCCGUGGUUCGUCAUAUAUCCGUAACCAGGGGCUAUCAAUGUCAAUGUCCGCGGGACUCACCCCGCCUUCCUUCCUUCCUCCCUUCCCUUGCUCCCUCCAUUGCUCCCCCCUCCCGUCCACGAACCGCCUCCCGCUUCACCCUCGCCCUCACCCUCGCCUCACCCUCACCCUCACCCUCACCCUCGCCCUCGCCCUCACCCUCACCCUCACCAUCCGCCCGUCACACAUCCCAUCCUCCCCACGACCUCAUCCUUACACCCAUCCAUCCACUCAUCCACCCUCCACCCUCCAGCCAGCCUCCAGGUGGACCGUCCUCCCGCAAACCUCUGCAGAGCUCGAACGUGGACACUGGAUGCUAUUAUAG